AUGUUAAUUUCCAUCUCCUCUGACAUCACCACAGUAAACUCCUGGAUCCAGGUGAACCUAGGCGAAACCAAAAAGGUCACAGGGGUCGUGAUCCAAGGGUGUAAAGAUGCAGAUCACUGGGUGACUAAAUUCAAGAUCCAGCACAGUGUGGAUGGAAGCCAAUGGACUGACUACGUAGACGACGAGGGGUAAAUCACAUCAAACACACAGGGCCCGUUUCCCAGACACAGUUUAUGCCUAGUCCUGGACUAAAAAGCAUUUUCACAUUUUUUUGUCUAAGGCCAGGCUCAAUAUGUGUCUGGAAAGUUGGCCCACAAUAUGUAGGUCUUUGGUCCAUCAUUCCUGUUUGUCCAGGAAUUCACAGGCUGUGUGGACAGGACCACUCCAGAGACACAUGUAAGGGGGGAUAUACAGUAUACACUGUAAGUCGCUCUGGAUAAGAGCGUCUGCUAAAUGACAAAAAAAAAAUCAGAAAAAACAAAAAAAAACACAUCUUCUGGGCACUUCUGUCUCUGCCCAGUAUGUCAGGAUUCUUCCCCAGGAAUUCAAUGGACAGACUGGUCUUCCCUUUGACAUCUUGGGAUGUACACCUGACUGUAGGCGAAAACUGUUUUGCAACCCUCAUAUACUGUUGAGAAAUGUUUUGUGUCCGCUCAGAAUACUGAGAGAUGUGUUUUCUUUUCACAGAUGCUGUGUCCUGUGAUGCAAAGCCCAACUUUAACUUUGCCAAUGAAGUCCCUGCAUCUACUACCCUCUACUCCAAAAUGCCUGCUCAGUGGCCCAGAUCCUGA
This is a messenger RNA of Coregonus sp. 'balchen', 791 nucleotides long. NCBI's taxonomy places the organism in Eukaryota, Metazoa, Chordata, Actinopteri, Salmoniformes, Salmonidae. The record is from the annotation of a GenBank genome assembly.